GGCAGCCCGGUGCCGGCGGGGAGCCCGUCCCGGCGCGCUGGGCUCUGCCGCUUGUCUUGCUUGCCGCUCUCCCGAUCCUGCAGCACCGCUGCGCAGCUCCCGCGGACCGGCCGGGACGGGACGAGCCGGGAGCUCGGCGGGGCUCGGGGCUUGCGAGGCGAGGCGAGGCGAGGCGAGGCUGGACGGCCGGGGCAGGGGCCGAGGCCGCCCGGCGCUGGCGGCGGGGGGCGGCGGGGGCCCGGAGCGGCGCGGUGCCGCCGGGGCCCGACGCAUGGCGGCGGCGGGGGGCAUCGCCACGCUGCCCGACGACGGCGGCAGCGGCGCCUUUCCCCCGGGCCACUUCAAGGACCCCAAGCGCCUGUACUGCAAGAACGGCGGCUUCUUUCUGCGCAUCAACCCCGACGGGAAAGUGGACGGCGUCCGCGAGAAGAGCGACCCGCACAUCAAGCUGCAGCUUCAGGCGGAGGAACGAGGAGUGGUGUCCAUCAAAGGUGUCAGUGCCAAUCGCUUCCUGGCCAUGAAGGAGGAUGGCAGAUUGCUGGCCUUGAAAUACGCAACAGAAGAAUGUUUCUUUUUCGAGCGUUUGGAAUCCAAUAACUACAACACUUACCGGUCCCGGAAAUACUCGGAUUGGUACGUGGCACUGAAAAGAACUGGACAGUACAAACCUGGACCAAAAACUGGACCUGGACAGAAAGCUAUCCUUUUCCUUCCUAUGUCUGCUAAAAGCUGACUUCCGUGGCAGAUUCUGAGCAUCAGUGCCACACAGCACUAAAGAUGUCGCCUUUCCUACUCCUCUCCAAAGUGGCCAAAUAUAAGCAAUUAUUUGCUGAUAUUAUAACUAUUUUUGCAGAUACCAGAUUAAACCAUGAAUGUUUCAUACUAUCUUU
Oenanthe melanoleuca is the source of this 890-nucleotide messenger RNA. It is a transcript of the gene FGF2, whose product is annotated as fibroblast growth factor 2. NCBI's taxonomy places the organism in Eukaryota, Metazoa, Chordata, Aves, Passeriformes, Muscicapidae. Gene Ontology annotation, cellular component: cytoplasm. The coding region runs from base 272 to 733 and encodes 153 amino acids. The transcript is spliced from 3 exons. Gene Ontology annotation, molecular function: growth factor activity; fibroblast growth factor receptor binding. The record is from RefSeq and is a predicted model, not a curated record. Gene Ontology annotation, biological process: animal organ morphogenesis; positive regulation of gene expression; regulation of cell migration.